GGCUGACAGUGAGGGGGGAUCGGGGGUGCGGUGGAAUUCUCAAUAGCGGGUGCCCGAGACGAGAUCGCUGGAGGAAAUGAUCCUCGGCGUGAGAGAGCGGCUGACCGAGGCGAUUCGGAUGCGGCUGAGGGCAGACGUGCCGGUCGGCAUCUACUUGUCCGGCGGGAUCGACUCGUCGCUCGUGGCCGGCAUCGUGACCCACCUCGUGAGAGAGGAGGGCGUCAAGAUGGGCAACCGCAACGCCACGGAUCGGAUCUGCUGCUUCAGCAUCGAGUUUCCGACAGAUUCCAACUUUGACGAGUCAGGUAUGUGCCGUACCGUACUUGCAUAGCUUAUUACGUUCCGGCGUUGACCGUCGACACCGAUGGUCCACUGUGCAAAAACACGCGCGCGAUGCAGCGGAGGGGUGAGCGAGCG
Molecule: messenger RNA, 417 nt
Organism: Thermothelomyces thermophilus ATCC 42464
Lineage: Eukaryota; Fungi; Ascomycota; Sordariomycetes; Sordariales; Chaetomiaceae
Exons: 1
Coding region: 77-331 (84 amino acids)
Cellular component (GO): cytosol
Molecular function (GO): asparagine synthase (glutamine-hydrolyzing) activity
Source: RefSeq, a predicted model, not a curated record